AUCGUGUCUGCCCUUCACGUCCGUCCACAUCCUACGAGGCUCUGCACCCAACCGCAGCACCACGAUGGCCCUGCUCAAGUCCAACAAGGUGAUCUACUGUCUGGGGAACAUCUCCCCGGCCCUGGGAGUCCUGUCCACCCGCAACAGCUCAUGGUGGGGUGGAGUGCAGAUGGGCCCCCCUGAUCCCAUCCUGGGGGUGUCUGAGGCCUUCAAGAAGGACACCAACCCCAAGAAGAUUAACCUGGGAGUCGGAGCCUACAGGGAUGACAUGGGCAAGCCCUUUGUGCUUAGCUGCGUCCGCAAGGCAGAGGCUAUUAUCACAACCAAACAGAUGGAUAAGGAGUACCUCGGCAUUGGUGGUUUGGGGGAGUUUUCCAAGUCCUGCACCGAACUCGCUCUCGGUGCUGGUAGUGAAGUCAUGAAGAGUGGGAGGUACAUCACCGUCCAGACCAUCUCAGGAACUGGAUCUCUGCGCAUUGGAGCCAACUUUUUGUCCCGAUUCCACGGAGGUCCACGUGGCGUGUACCUGCCCAAGCCGUCCUGGGGAAACCACACGCCCAUCUUCAGAGACGCUGGCAUGGAGCUCAAAGCGUACAAAUACUACGACCCGUCCACCUGCGGCUUUGACUUCAAAGGAGCUCUGGAUGACAUCUCUAAAAUGCCAGAGCAGAGUGUGAUCAUGCUGCACGCUUGCGCCCACAACCCCACUGGUGUGGACCCGAAGCAGGAGCAGUGGAAGGAGAUUUCUGACAUCGUGAAGAAAAAAAACCUGCUGGUGUUCUUCGACAUGGCCUAUCAGGGCUUUGCAAGUGGAGACAUCGACCGUGACGCCUGGGCUGUGCGCUACUUCAUCGAGCAGGGCCACAACAUCCUGCUGUCCCAGUCCUUCGCUAAAAAUAUGGGGCUCUACGGUGAGCGUGUGGGCGGCUUCACUGUGGUGUGUCACGACGCAGAGGAGGCGAAGAGGGUGGAGUCUCAACUUAAGAUCCUCAUCAGGCCCAUGUACUCCAACCCUCCAAUGAACGGCGCUAGAAUUGCAGCAACCAUUCUCAAUACACCAGAUCUGCGCUCGCUGUGGCUGGAGGAGGUUCAUGGUAUGGCUAACCGCAUCAUUAAGAUGAGAGAACAGCUGGCGGUUGGUCUGAAAAAGGAGGGCUCCUCCAAAAACUGGCAACACGUCAUCGACCAGAUCGGGAUGUUCUGCUUCACAGGCCUCAAACCCGAACAGGUUGAGCGCCUGACAAAGGAGUUCUCAGUUUACAUGACCAAGGAUGGCAGAAUUUCAAUGGCGGGCGUAACCUCUGGGAAUGUGGGCUACCUGGCACACGGGAUCCAUGUGGUCACCAAGUAGAGUGGAUCCUGCUGGGAGAUCUACGUAAUCACAGCAGCAGUGUUACCGAGGAGCAUUGCCCGUCACUUAUUCUCUGUCUCCUCCAUUCCACCGCUUAGAAAAGAGCUCUAUGUUUAGUUAAACAAUUUCUGAAUUGGAUUUGAUCAUGAGUUCAACUUUCUAGGUUUCUGAGUCAUUUCACUGAACAUACUCCCCAAAUUGUAACAUACAUCAUUUCUCCCACGACUGACGAAUCAUCAUUGCUUAUUUAUUAUGUGUUGGCUGUGCAUUGACGUCCUCCUAAAAGGGUGCUGUUCAUCUGCAGUGGGCCCACUCACUAUAAAACAUCCAGGAACCAACGUGGCAGUAAUGUCAGACUGUGCAUUAAGUUUGUGCACAAGUUGAGAUUUCUGUUAUUUGAAAGCCCGUUGAGAAUGUGAGUUCUUUUGUUUCUUAAUAUAAUGGUGAAGUCGUAGCACUUAAAAAUUUGAAAAAUGGCACCGUUAAAGUUUCAGGAUAAGACUAAAUAAAUCAGGGUAUUAAUUAACAUACAGACUAACCUGCAGCUGUCCAUCUGAACUAGCUAACCAUCCAGUAAUUUCCUCCUUCUCUUUGUUUGGGACAUCUCAAUCGUUCUCUUGUAUUCGGAACUUUUUCAGUGGGAUCUUGAACCAUCAUGGUUUUUAAUCUAGUUGGUGGCAGGGCAGCAGUCCUUUUCUUAAUGCCUGAUAGAAACAAGCACACAAGCCAAACACUGUUAAAGUUAAGCCACUUUGAAUGAAUUCCACAAUGGAGAUUUCUAUCCUCCAUAUUCCACCAGAGCCCUAAACUCAAAGUCCAAUAUAUAUAUUUUUUUCAAUAAAAAAUAAAUACAAAUCAUUCAGUCUUUGUGGUUAAUCAAAAUGACACGGGUAAGUGAUUGUGGUGAACUCCAGACAGUUCAUGAAGAAAUAUCCACCUACUGCUCACGUGUAUGUGUACAGUGUAUGAGUCUAUUCAUCAAGAAAUGUGGGGUUUGCCCCCAGCCUUCUCAUACUUCUGAAACCUCUGGCACUACGCCUCCAUGUUUUACAUUCUGUCAUAAAAUAAUGGCUAAUUGGGCAUGUAUGUUAUUGAACAAACAAUAAAUGGUUAUAGAAGAAUGA
Molecule: messenger RNA, 2475 nt
Organism: Pseudoliparis swirei
Lineage: Eukaryota; Metazoa; Chordata; Actinopteri; Perciformes; Liparidae
Gene: got2b
Product: glutamic-oxaloacetic transaminase 2b, mitochondrial
Exons: 10
Coding region: 65-1351 (428 amino acids)
Biological process (GO): L-aspartate catabolic process; biosynthetic process
Cellular component (GO): mitochondrion
Molecular function (GO): L-aspartate:2-oxoglutarate transaminase activity; pyridoxal phosphate binding
Source: RefSeq, a predicted model, not a curated record